Messenger RNA from Epithele typhae, 1068 nucleotides. RefSeq lists its product as uncharacterized. Bases 1 to 1068 code for a protein of 355 amino acids. The transcript has 8 exons. The record is from RefSeq and is a predicted model, not a curated record. Lineage: Eukaryota; Fungi; Basidiomycota; Agaricomycetes; Polyporales; Epitheliaceae.
AUGGACGGGGACGGUGCAACUGCGUCGACCGCGCGCAUACAGGCGUACCACGAUGCAGUCGACCAGUACCUCCUCCAGGCCAUUCUAUCCUCGGUAUUGUGCGCCGUCUCUUUCGUGCUCUCCAUCGUCUCCCUCGGCGUGUUGUACAAGCGCGGGAUCAAACAGCGCUCCGUUCAAGUCCUUCUCGUCGCUACCACGGUCAUGACGGUCUCGACGAUCCUCUUUUACGCAUCGGCGGUCACCACCUGCUUCAUAAUGAACAAGGUCCUCGCCACGCAGCUUGCCGGUGCUUCAGUCGACUCCGACGAAGCCGCCUCUCUCACCCACACCUUGUACACCAUCUCCAUGAUCAGCACGAACGCCCUCCUCAUCAACGUCACCGUGGGCGACGCGGUCGUCGUCUGGCGGGCAGUCGCGCUCUGCAACUACAACAAGAUCCUUCGUCUGGGCGGAAUGGUUAUGGUCGCGGCUAUAGGAGUGCUCGGGUUAAUUGGUACGGUGUGGGCCGCCCCCGGCAAUUUGUGGAUCAUCAAAGUGACCGUCGACCCUGCGUUGCGACUGCAACCCGUCUCCGGCUGGAAACCCGACACCCCUGCGUUCGUGUCCCUGAUGCUAACGCUGGUCACGAACGUCAUCGCGACGGCGCUGAUAACAUACAAGGCAUGGGUGCACUGGCGGACGAUCUUGCGGAGCUUGUCGGGGUGCGGCGGCGUCCUGCCGCGCGCGCUGCAUUGCCUGGUUCUCCUCAUAGAGACGGGGGUCGUGUACUCGUUGCUCUGGGUGUACAUCGUCGUCGUCUACUACACCGUGGUUCUGACGCCGAGCAUAAACUCCUCCAAGUUCGAGGUCUCCGGAGCGGUGUUUAUGACGUCGUGCUUGACGCCGAUCGUGGCGAUAUACCCCAUGGCGAUCAUCGUGAUCUUCGCGAUGAACCAGUCGCCGCUGGAGGAGCUCACGGUGUUGACCACGAUUCCGUUCGACACGGGCAUGACGAUGUCCAUGUCCGUCUUCCACGGGGAGGAUGCUGUGUUCCCGGAUGGCCACGGCAAGGCCGAAACGACCGACUAG